Messenger RNA from Xenopus laevis (African clawed frog), 3831 nucleotides. RefSeq names its product transmembrane and coiled-coil domain family 2 L homeolog (gene tmcc2.L). The record is from RefSeq and is a predicted model, not a curated record. Gene Ontology annotation, cellular component: membrane; endomembrane system. Gene Ontology annotation, biological process: amyloid precursor protein metabolic process. The coding region runs from base 793 to 2970 and encodes 725 amino acids. Lineage: Eukaryota; Metazoa; Chordata; Amphibia; Anura; Pipidae. The transcript is spliced from 6 exons.
AUGUCUGAUUGGCUCGAGCUAUCAAAAUCCGCUCUUGCUGUUUGUUAGAAGCGGCGUCCAUCGGCUAUAGUGUUAGGUUGAGCCUUGGUCACCCCAGUCUCUGCAGGGAGAAGUACGGACGUAGAUGCCGGGGCCCCGGGUAGCAGGAAGACUGGGGAAGGGGUUGUCGUGAAGAAUGAAUUAAAGGACGGGGCCCUUCACUAACCUUACUCUCCCAGCCUUGCGGCUGUGACCGAGCUUGUAGCGUGCACGCCCUUAGUAUGAGUGUGGGAGCGCGCGCUGUGUAAGGAUGCUUUAUUGUGCGCUGGUUUGUUGAUUGCAAUGUAUAAAUAUUAGUUUUUAUCAUGGGUUCUUCGCGGGCAUGUGUGCUCGUAUGUGAGAGUUUGGGUGGAUCUGUGCUGGGACUGGGUGUAGCGUGUGUAUAUCAAGCUAUUAAGCUCAUCAUGUAGGAUUGGCGUCUGCUGUGUGUGUCCUCUUAUGUGUGAGUGUAAAUGUGUAGUGUGACACUGUGUGCUGUCCUAUUAAAUAAACACUGUGGGAAAAUGUGUUAUCCUGUCAGUCUAUGCAGUCAUGUACCUGUGUGUAGGUCGUUUGUGUGUGUACAGCAGUUUAUCUGUGAAUGAUGACAUUUUUGUGAUAGCGAAUUUGAUUUGACCUUAUACCCUUCUCCUCUUCCCUUGCCCUCGUUUUACCUGUUCUCAUUCUUCUCACCCUCCCACCCUUAAUUACCUUCCUCCCUUUGCCUUGCUUCUUUAUUCUUUUUUUAAACCUCACCAUCAUCACCCUUGCAAUAUGAAGAGCUGUAAGUCAGACGACUUGCAUCCCGAGGAAGUGGGUGCACAGGAUGCCCAACCACUCACUCCCAUGGAGGUGCGAGGCACAGAUAGCCCUGCCCAAGCGGACCUUGGAUCUGCUGGCACAGCUAUCAGCCAAGGCCCCCCAUCCAUCACCCGCAACAAGCCGCCAGAUCUUAAGAAGAUCCAGCAGCUUUCUGAAGGCUCUAUGUUUGGGCAUGGAUUGAAGCAUCUUUUUCACAGCCGAAAGAGAUCCAGAGAGCGUGAUCACCAGGCUGCAUCCGAAUCCACAGUCUUAUGUUUAACUCCAGGUCCUUCAACACCUCAGAUUCAAACUGCUGCUCCACUUUCCACAUCUGACCACGAUUCUGCUGAUGAAAGGGAAAGUUCUCCAGAGAUGCAACGCGUAUCAUAUGCAGUGUCACUUCAUGAUCUCCCUGCUAGACCUACUGCCUUCAACCGCGUCCUGCAGCAAAUCCGUUCCCGUCCUUCUGUCAAACGAGGGUCUGGACAGCAUGGAGGUGGUCGACGGAGCAAAAGUGGCCCAGGAGACACUGCUCACCAUCAACAUCAUCCACCAUUGCGAGGAGGUAGCCCCCAUCUUCCAAGACGACCUCCACCACUAGAUGGUGGUCUGGCUGCUGUACUUUACCAUCACCAGGGCCGCCCACGAUCUUCAUCCACCACUGAUGCUGCUUUAUUGGCUUCCAGUGACACAAGUGGAGCUGCUGGGCUAGCACAUGAGGACCAGGACAGAGCAGCAGAAAAGCAGCAACUCGACAAAGGGGACCUGAGUACCCUGAGUCUGCCUCCCAGUACAGUCCAUGGAGGCUCAGAUGGAAACAUCAGCCUGGAAGUCCCAGAGGGAGUGCCUGACCCUCAACGCACAAAGGCAGCCAUGGAUCAUCUGCACCAGAAGAUCCUCAAAAUCACAGAGCAGAUCAAGAUUGAACUGGAAGCAAGAGAUGACAAUGUGGCUGAGUAUCUGAAACUGGCAAAUAAUGCAGACCGCCAACAGGUCUCCCGUAUAAAACAGGUUUUUGAAAAGAAGAAUCAAAAGUCUGCUCAGACUAUUGCCCAGCUGCAUAAAAAGUUGGAGCAUUAUCACAAAAAGUUGAAGGAGAUUGAGCAGAAUGGCAUUUCACGUCAGCCCAAAGAUGUACUUAGAGAUAUGCAACAAGGCCUAAAAGAUGUAAGAGCCAAUGUCCGUGCAGGCAUUAGUGGCUUUGGGGGAGGCGUGGUUGAGGGUGUGAAGGGAGGACUUUCUGGCCUGUCUCAAGUCACUCACACUGCAGUGGUUUCAAAGCCCCGUGAGUUUGCUAGCCUUAUCCGCAAUAAGUUUGGCAGUGCUGACAACAUCUCUCAUCUUAAGGAUGGUCUGGAAGAAGAUGGAGAAGGACAAGGAGGAAACCGGGCACUCAGUGGAAGUGCUACACUAGCUCCUAGUCCCAAAUAUGGCAGCGAUGAUGAAUGUUCUAGUGCUACCUCUGGGUCAGCUGGAGGAGGGAGUAACUCUGGGGCAGGACCAGCAGGGCCUGGGAGUCCCAGGUCUAAUACUCUGGAUGUGCAUCAUCAUGGACACCAUGGGGGGUUUGAUGCUAUUCUUGAGGAGCUAUGUGAGAUCAAAGAUGGUCAGAGCCACAUAGAGGACUCAAUGGAAGACUUAAAAUCACAGUUGCAGCGGGAUUACAACUGUAUGACACAGUGUCUUCAGGAAGAACGCUACAGGUAUGAACGACUGGAAGAGCAGCUGAAUGACCUGACAGAGCUUCAUCAGAAUGAAAUGACUCUGCUAAAGCAGGAGCUUGCAAGCAUGGAAGAAAAAGUAGCUUAUCAAUCAUAUGAGCGAGCCAGAGACAUUCAGGAAGCUGUGGAAUCCUGUCUCACCCGAAUAACAAAACUUGAGCUACAGCAGCAGCAGCAACAAGUGGUUCAGCUGGAGGGGGUAGAAAAUGCCAAUGCUAGGGCUCUACUUGGGAAGUUCAUCAAUGUGUUGCUGGCACUGAUGGCUGUACUACUAGUUUUUGUGUCUACAGCAGCCAGUUUCAUUACUCCUCUGGUGAAGACGCGGUUCCGCCUCCUCUCUUCGCUGCUUUUCCUCCUUUCUCUCCUAACACUUUGGAGGCACUGGGACUGUGUCUCUUCCUGUCUUGAACAUGUACUCUUACCCAGCUGAUACUCCUCCCUCAUUCCUUGAACCUGCAAACACACCCUCUUCUCUGUCCACGGACAGGGCAAGAGGCAGGCUUGGAGGGAGCUUACUGCCCAGUGCUAACUUCAUAUACUUAUAUAAAUAUCAGUAUCGAACUGUUUAUGCAUAUCUUGAUAAACCUAUAUAGAGCUUCUUAUUUAAAAGGGGCAGGUUUUUGCCAGUUUUGCCCUUACAGUCUACAAGAGAACGGGGUCUUUCAGAGUUUUUGGAUUUGCUGAAGGAAGCAAGAAUGACUUUUGGUUGUAGAAGAACAUACAAAAAGUGUGGAAGAUGUCUUACAUUAUGAAUGUUCAGUUGGCCGUUAUAGUACAAUGCUCUGCAGAAAGUGAUAUUCUUCAAAAUUACUUAAGAAAUAAUGCUCUGCCUUAUAAGAAGCAUUGCUCUGCAUGACAGAUAUGGGGAACUGCUCAUUUUUGUUGGCCGUUUAUUCUCUGAAUAAUAUGCAGUGUUCUGCAUCAUAGAAAGCAGUGCAAGGCUUUGUGUCAAGUUUGGUUGAGGUUAAGGCUCUGUACCAUAAAGUAUAAACAAAAUUCUGAGCCACCUGUUGUAAGGCCCACUCUCUUGCACCUACACAAGGACAAGCAGAAAAAAAGCAAUGAUAUUAGGUGUUGGAGUUGUUUGAGGGGCCUAAAAUGCAGAUUUUUUUUUAAUUAAAAAAAAGUCUGCAAUUCCAGUUAACUUGGGUUAGAACAAUGGGCAAGUUAUAGCUCAACUACUACCAGGGACGGAUUUACAUAGCGGGCGCCCCUAGGCUCACUGCCGUUUGUCCCCCCUGUCCCCUACCCUUUAUUCAUGCAAAUUUUCAUGGAGAUUGUAUCUCCUGCG